CUCAUCUCGAAUGGACAAAAAAGAAAAUCUCAACAUCCAGGCAUCCUUCCACGACUCCACGUCUCCACCGCAGCUUCGUCUCCUGUCACUCCCUCGUCGUCACCCUCCCUGGACUCCCGCGGAGUGGAGAUCCAUCCGGGCUUGGAUUGAUCUCUAGUUCCUUCGGUGGUCGUUACUACUUGCUUGCUAGGUCGCCAGUAUGGGGCUGGCGAAGGAUGGCGCCGAGAUGGAGGAGGGGACCUUGGAGAUCGGCAUGGAGUAUAGAACUGUCUCUGGUGUGGCAGGGCCACUGGUUAUCUUGGACAAAGUAAAGGGCCCAAAGUAUCAGGAAAUUGUGAACAUUCGUUUGGGAGAUGGCACCACUCGUCGUGGCCAAGUCCUGGAAGUCGAUGGUGAAAAGGCUGUUGUGCAGGUCUUUGAAGGUACCUCAGGGAUAGACAACAAGUAUACUACUGUGCAGUUUACAGGCGAGGUUCUAAAAACUCCUGUCUCACUUGAUAUGCUUGGGCGCAUUUUUAAUGGUUCUGGAAAACCUAUUGAUAAUGGUCCCCCAAUAUUGCCUGAGGCUUACCUGGAUAUUUCUGGAAGUUCUAUCAACCCCAGUGAGAGAACCUAUCCAGAAGAGAUGAUUCAAACAGGAAUAUCCACCAUUGAUGUGAUGAACUCAAUUGCACGUGGGCAAAAAAUUCCUCUCUUUUCUGCUGCUGGGCUUCCUCACAAUGAAAUUGCUGCUCAGAUAUGUCGUCAGGCUGGUCUUGUUAAAAGACUGGAGAAUUCUGGCAAGCAUGCAGAGGGUGGUGAAGAUGACAACUUUGCCAUUGUGUUUGCUGCUAUGGGAGUAAAUAUGGAAACAGCCCAAUUUUUCAAACGUGACUUUGAAGAAAACGGUUCAAUGGAGCGGGUCACUCUUUUUCUGAAUCUGGCAAAUGAUCCUACUAUUGAACGUAUUAUCACUCCUCGAAUUGCUCUAACAACAGCCGAAUAUUUGGCAUAUGAAUGUGGGAAGCAUGUUCUCGUCAUUCUGACAGAUAUGAGCUCAUAUGCAGAUGCACUUCGAGAGGUAUCAGCAGCACGAGAAGAGGUGCCUGGUAGGCGUGGUUAUCCUGGUUAUAUGUAUACUGAUCUGGCGACCAUAUAUGAGCGUGCUGGGCGUAUUGAAGGAAGAAAAGGCUCAAUUACUCAAAUUCCUAUUCUAACUAUGCCUAAUGAUGAUAUCACGCAUCCAACUCCGGAUCUUACAGGAUACAUUACUGAAGGACAGAUAUACAUUGAUAGACAGCUCCAUAAUAGACAGAUAUACCCACCCAUCAACGUUCUGCCAUCUCUCUCUCGUUUGAUGAAGAGUGCUAUUGGUGAGGGUAUGACACGCCGAGAUCAUUCAGAUGUGUCCAACCAGCUUUAUGCCAACUAUGCAAUUGGGAAGGAUGUUCAAGCUAUGAAAGCUGUUGUUGGAGAGGAGGCCCUUUCAUCCGAGGAUCUGCUCUAUCUAGAAUUUCUUGAUAAGUUUGAGAGGAAGUUUGUAACACAAGGAGCAUACGACACUCGAAACAUUUUUCAGUCACUUGAUUUGGCAUGGACAUUGCUUCGCAUCUUCCCUCGUGAACUUCUCCAUCGGAUUCCUGCAAAGACCUUGGAUCAAUACUACAGCAGGGAUGCCGCCCAUUGAUCUAUUUAUCCAGAGCUAACACACACACACAUGAAGUUUUCCAAGUACCAGCUUGAAUAACAUCGAGAAGAGUUUAAACUUGUAUCUUCUUGCUACUGUAGUCAUCCUAUUAUUUUCAGUCUUAGGGCACGAGUUAUAUCCACACGCCUUGUGCACUGGCGGCUUUUGUAAUAUUAUCAUUAUGCCAUGUAUACUUAAAUCCCAUGCUAGAGCUCUUUCGGUUUCAUUUGUAGGAACUGUUUAGCAACAACAAUGCAACACUGGAAAGCCCUAUUGGCUGAAAUGCUCUGGUGUGUUGUUUGUAUUUACUUUCCCUUUGUGAGUGCAUCAAAUAAUGUUUUCAUGCAUUUAUUUCCAAGUGUAAAGAAGAUGUA
Molecule: messenger RNA, 2040 nt
Organism: Phragmites australis (common reed)
Lineage: Eukaryota; Viridiplantae; Streptophyta; Magnoliopsida; Poales; Poaceae
Product: V-type proton ATPase subunit B 2
Exons: 15
Coding region: 200-1666 (488 amino acids)
Biological process (GO): proton transmembrane transport; ATP metabolic process
Cellular component (GO): proton-transporting V-type ATPase, V1 domain
Molecular function (GO): ATP binding; proton-transporting ATPase activity, rotational mechanism
Source: RefSeq, a predicted model, not a curated record